Molecule: messenger RNA, 1764 nt
Organism: Colletotrichum destructivum
Lineage: Eukaryota; Fungi; Ascomycota; Sordariomycetes; Glomerellales; Glomerellaceae
Product: Putative major facilitator superfamily, MFS transporter superfamily
Exons: 6
Coding region: 1-1764 (587 amino acids)
Biological process (GO): transmembrane transport
Cellular component (GO): plasma membrane
Molecular function (GO): transmembrane transporter activity
Source: RefSeq, a predicted model, not a curated record
AUGAGUUCUUCCCCCUUUGUCCAGCAGGCCGCGGCCGAGAGCCAGCCUCAGAGUCAGAGCCAGAGCCUUGACGAGAAGAACCCCGCCAAGGUCACGGCCGACGCCUCCGGGACCGACUCCGAGAUCGAGAAGGAGGAGGCCCAGAAUGGUGUCAAGAAGAUCCAGGCCAUCACGACGGCCUGGACGUGGAGGGCGCUCAUCCUCACCUAUAUCCUAAUCUGGAUCACGUCUUACACGCACUCCAUGCAGCAGCAGAUGAACAGCAACCUCGCUCCCUACGUCACCUCGUCUUUCCGCCGCCACGGCCUCACAGCCACGACCGGAAUCGUCUCCGGCCUCGCCGGCGGCGUCUCCCAGCUGCCCUUGGCCAAGAUCCUCAACAUCUUCGGCCGCAUGGAGGGCUACAUGCUGGCUCAUCUCCUCUGCUGCUUCGGUCUCAUCCUGAUGGCCGUCUGCAGCAACGUCGAGACGUACGCCGCCGCACAGGUCUUCUGGGCGGUCGGAAGCGGUGGCAUCGGCUACAUCCACACCGUCCUCAUCUCCGACACGACCUCGAUCAGGAACCGUAUGAUCAUCUACACGCUCAACUCGACGGCGUACAUCGCCAAUGCCUUCGCCGGCCCCAUUGUCGCGCAGCUCUUCGAGAGAAACAGCACGUGGCGCUGGGCCUUUGGAUCCUUCGCCAUCAUCUUCCCCGUCUUCGGGUGCCUCAUCACCGUCAUGCUGUGGUGGAACCUGCGCAAGGCCAUGAGGCUCGGCCAGGGCCCUGAGCUGAAGGAGAGCGGCCGCAAUUUCCAGGAGUCCUUCAUGUUUUACUGCAGGGAGUUUGACGUCGUCGGCAUGUUCCUCAUCAUGUUCGGGUUCUCCCUCUUCCUGUUGCCGUUCAGCUUGGUCUCAUACACGGCCAAGAAGUGGGCUGCCGGUCACAUCAUCGCCAUGAUCAUCCUCGGCAUCUUCUGUCUCGUCCUCUUCGGCUUCUGGGAGAGGAAGUACGCCUCGACGCCACUCGUGCCUUGGAUUAACCUCAAGGACCGAACCAUUCUGGGCUCUGCUGCCGUUGCUGGCAUUAUCAGUCUGAGUUUCAGCUCGUGGGAUUCUUACUUCUCGUCGUAUCUGCAGGUUGUCCACCGCCAGAGCCUGGCCCAGGCCGGUUUCAUUGGCAACAUCUAUACUAUUGCAUCCUGCACCUGGGGCCCGAUUGUCGGAGUCCUCAUCCGUCAGACCAACCACUUCAAGUGGAUCGCGUGCGCCGCGAUCCCGGUGGCCUGCUUGUCGACCGGCCUCCUCAUCCACUUCCGCACGCCCGACACCUACAUCGGCUACGUGAUUAUGUGUCAGAUCCUGAAGGCCGUCUCCGCCGGCACCAUCAUCAUCUGCGAGCAGCUGGCUGUCAUGUCUGUCGUGAAGCACAACGAGGUCACCGUCAUGCUGGCCUUAGUCGGACUCGCCACCUCGGUCGGCCGCUCCGUCGGCCGAGCCAUCUCUGGCGCCAUCUGGACCAACGAGUUCCUCGACUUCCUCGUCAAGUACCUCCCCGAGGACACCAAGGGAGAGGCGUCGACCAUCUACGGAGACAUCAAAGUGCAGCUCUCGUACCCCUGGGGCUCACCAGCGCGUGAUGGCAUCGUUCACGCCUACGGGGAUGUGCAGCGUCACAUGGUCAUCUGUGGAGCCGCCUUCAUGCCGCUGGCUUUGGGUUGCGUGUUCUUGUGGAAGAACAUUAACGUUGCAAAGGUGCACCAGACCAAGGGUCAGGUGUUCUAG